AUGGAAAACCUCAAACCUCUUCUUCAAAGUGGAACCAUCCGAGAUCUACAAUCGUAUAUGCUUGAACACUUUCCGUAUGUUGUCCUACGAGAUGAUUUAAAAUUAGCAGAUUUAAAGACUUUAGCUAAAAAGUGGAACAAGAUUGGAGACGCCAGUAUGCCUUGGCAUGUUGUCAAACAUGGCCACCAAGGGGGUGAACUGUUCACAGAACCCGAUUUCAAAUUCUACCAAAUCAUCAUGUCAUCCGUAGCAUCUGAGACUCCCUCCAGAUCAAGACCCGUUCGUCACAGACAGCCAGCUAUUCACCCAGGGAUGGUUUCACCGGCUGUCGACUCUCGUCGACGAUUGAGCGUCGAUGAUCAAUCUCAACCUGCGCUGAACAAGACCAAGCGCAAAGACCGAAGCUACGAUCCCAAACCUGAGAAUGAAUCUGAUUCAUCCAUUGUCAGUAUUCAAUGUCAAGGACGGAAGAAGGACCCGAAGGCCACUGGAUAUCAAUCAGAGGCCUCGAUUACUGAACAUCAAGGCAAGAAGAGCAAGAAAGGUACCGGCUCUCAAUCAAAGAGUCAGCGUCGGUCUCAGGCUCGCAAGAAAACUGCAUCUGCAGCUCCAUCUGAUGAUCUCAUCUCAGCUAAUGUGACAAGAGCCAUGCUACGUGCCGAUUCCGACGAGGAGCCAUCCGGUGAUCAACCUUGCAAGCGUCACAAGGCGGACGAGGCAGACGCCAAAGUGGAGCUAGCUCAACUGAGGGCUUACUACGAUACUCCGUUUCAUAGGCAUGAUGAUGAAAUCAACCCACCGGUUGAGGAAGAUGACGCAGGAAACAUCGACAUUGAAGACAAAACUCAAUGGGACAUUGCUGACGCUGAAGAUGAAGUGACACCAGCCGUGGUUUUGGAAGAGGAAGUGGCUCCGACGCACCGUUGA
Messenger RNA from Melampsora larici-populina 98AG31, 927 nucleotides. RefSeq lists its product as uncharacterized. The transcript has 5 exons. Bases 1 to 927 code for a protein of 308 amino acids. Lineage: Eukaryota; Fungi; Basidiomycota; Pucciniomycetes; Pucciniales; Melampsoraceae. The record is from RefSeq and is a predicted model, not a curated record.